This is a messenger RNA of Parastagonospora nodorum SN15, 1419 nucleotides long. RefSeq lists its product as hypothetical. The record is from RefSeq and is a predicted model, not a curated record. The transcript has 2 exons. Lineage: Eukaryota; Fungi; Ascomycota; Dothideomycetes; Pleosporales; Phaeosphaeriaceae. Bases 1 to 1227 code for a protein of 408 amino acids. Gene Ontology annotation, molecular function: epoxide hydrolase activity. Gene Ontology annotation, biological process: epoxide metabolic process.
AUGGCAACGCCUGAACCAUACACGAUUUCCGUGCCUGACUCCUCGAUUGAGAAGCUCAAAAGGAAACUAUCCGAUACCGAUUAUCCAGAUGAGCUUGAUACCGCAGAUCAAUGGCCUUACGGCUCGCCGCUGUCUGACGUCAAGCGACUAGCAAACCAUUGGGAAAAUAGAUUCGAUUGGCGCAAAGUAGAAUCGAAGCUCAAUGAGCUGCCUAACUUCCGGAAACCAGUCAAGGUCGAAGGCUUUGGAAAUAUCGACAUACACUUUGUUCACAAGAGGAGCUCAAAGCCAAAUGCCAUACCUCUACUCUUUUGCCACGGGUGGCCUGGUUCAUUCAUAGAAGUCACCAAAAUUCUCCCACUCCUCGAAGCAGGCGAAAAAGAGGGCAAGCCUGCGUUCAACGUCGUAGCACCUUCACUCCCCAACUUCGGCUUCAGCCAGAAAAUCCUCAAGCCCGGUUUCGCCCUCUCGCAGUACGCAGAAACAUGUCACCGCCUGAUGCAAGAUCUAGGCUAUGACAAGUAUGUAACGCAAGGCGGCGAUUGGGGAUUCUACAUCACACGCAUCAUGGGUGUCCUAUAUCCGGACUACGUCCUUGCAUCGCACAUUAACAUGGUACGCGCACUCGCCCCGUCAUUUACUUCCCACCCGGCCAUCGCACUCCAACACGCCAUUACGCCUUACACCGAAGCCGAGCAGAAAGGCAUGCAGCGCAGCGAAUGGUUCACCACGCAAGGCCAAGCAUACCGCCAACUCCAGGCCACAAAGCCCCAGACUCUGUCCUACGCAUUCGCCGACAGCCCCGUCGCCCUGCUCGCAUGGAUCUACGAGAAAUUGGUCGAUUGGACUGACGGAUAUGAGUGGACUGAGGACGAGAUUCUCACGUGGAUUAGUAUUUAUUGGUUUAGUACUGCGGGACCGAAUGCGCAUAUUCGCAUAUACUAUGAGGCAAGUCACAACCCGACAGAUGUGGUUCCGAGCCGCGAGAGGGCGAGUGAGUGGGUUGGAAAGGUUAAGUUGGGCUUGAGUCAUUUCCCUAGGGAGAUCACGGUCGUGCCGAGGAUUUGGGGCAAGACGCUGGGUCCGGUCGUGCAUGAGAGUGUGAAUGAUAAGGGGGGGCAUUUCGCAGCGUACGAGCGUCCGGACGUUAUCACUCAUGAUUUGCAGAAGAUGUUUGGGAAGAGUGGUCCAUGUUAUGAGAUUGUGCCCGGGAAAUCCGGGUACUGAGGUGCUUGCUCGCAUUGUGAAAAUGUACGCGUCCGGAAGUGUCAAGACGAAAGUGGUAGAUGAGGGAGAGGUUGUUCUUGAUGUGCCCUACUUGCCAUAUCUUCACGUUACUCACGCGAUGGGCUUCCCGAACUGGCUUGUAUUUCUACACUUUCCUGUUCAACAGUAGUGAUGCUAAUACACGUUUAUUCC